Diabrotica virgifera virgifera (western corn rootworm) is the source of this 4086-nucleotide messenger RNA. RefSeq names its product TBC1 domain family member 19. Lineage: Eukaryota; Metazoa; Arthropoda; Insecta; Coleoptera; Chrysomelidae. The record is from RefSeq and is a predicted model, not a curated record. The transcript is spliced from 9 exons. Bases 96 to 1493 code for a protein of 465 amino acids.
UGUUUAUUUUUUAAGAUUUGACAAAUGUGUUUCAGAAAUUGGUUAUUACGCCUAGUGUAAAAUCGGAAGAUUUUAAAAAUUCUCUGCUGAAAGCUAUGCAAGAAAACGGUUUGGAAGCUGAAUUGAAAAAUACGAUAUACAGAUUCGUGAAAUCCAAAAAACGGGAAAGCAACACGCACGAUGCAUUUUUCAGAAAGUGUCAAAUUCAUUGGGAUAAAAGAAUUCACAAGUCAUUAAAUUCGAUGUGUAAUGAGUUAGGAAUAAGUCUGGCAAAACCACGAACAACAAACGACAAAGAAGAGAUUUUGAGUAAAUGGACGGAACUGAGUAACUACGAAGUUAACAUACAAAAAUACAGGCCUGUAUAUGCCCCAAAGGAUUUUCUAGAAGUUUUGUUAAAUUUGAAAGGACCUAUUGAUGAGAAAAGUUCAGAGGGCAGUACCGGUUGGCAGUUUAGUCAAAUCCCGCUUAAAGUAAAAAAUUUAGGUGAUUUGAGAAGUUUUUAUUCGGAGCUUUCACGAGGGGAACAGAUAUUAACAGCUACUAAUUCACUAGUCAUGACCCAUAGUUUUGCACAAUUCGAAGAGGAAAGAAUACACUUAGGAGAAAAAGUGUUACUUAAAAAUUAUGCCCCCAUAGCGCAAGAGUUCUUAAAAAAGGGAUGUCCGAGAUGCCUACGAGCCAGAGUAUGGAGUUUACUGUUAGGAUCCGAGGUUAAGGAAUAUGAAUACGCGUAUUUUCAAUCAUUAAAAGAGCACGUACUACAAUAUGAUUUGAUGAUCGAUAAACUCAUUAUUAAGGAUAUAACUUUGACAGCCUCUAACGAUGAUCAAUAUUUUGUAUUUGAAGAUGUACUCUAUCAGGUAAUGCUAUGUUUUUCAAGAGAUUCAGAAAUUUUAAAGAACCUUCCUACGCAACCGGCCUUUAUGCAAGUAGUGAUAAAGGGAAAAACAGGUACACCGGAAAGCACUAAUACAACUAUAGUUUUUCCUCCAAGUGGAGUUAUUCCGUUUCAUGGAUUUUCCAUGUAUGCUGCUCCAUUCUGUUACAUUUACGACGAUCCCGUCCAUCUGUACUUUUCGUUUAGAGCAUUCUACCUGAGAUACUGGCAUAGAUUGCACCGAGUUUGUGGAAACUCUCAAGGUGUAGUCGCUCUUUGCCUGCUAUUCGAGAAGCUGCUUCAAUGUUUCGAUCCACUCCUAUGGAAUCAUUUCAGAAAAUACCACGUUCCUCCCUUGAGACUCGUAAUAAAAUGGAUAAUGCGGGCUUUCAGCGGCCACCUUCCUCCAGAACAGCUACUCACCUUAUGGGAUCUAGUAUUGGCAUACGACUCUUUGGAAAUCAUCUCACUGUUGGCUGUCGUCAUACUAAUUUUUAGAAGAGAUAAUCUACUUAAAGUUACUACAUUACAAAAUAUCGAGGCAGUUCUGGCUGAUCUCUCUAGUAUAGCUGUUAUACCUUUACUACAAAUGGCACUCAUGAAAGACCUAUAAUCUAAAAUACUUAGUCUCUGAUACAAUUGCAAAAUCAAGAAGUUUACACUAUUAUGGACAUUUCAGAAUUGAUCGUCCACGAGUUUUAGUAUGGAAAUUUCUAUAGCAUUUUGCUCUUUUCUAAUCCCAAGCUUACAACCUUUUCAAUUAAAUCAAAUUUUCAUUUAAUAGCCUUGCUUUUGCCAUUUCUUGAAAAUCUCUUUGACUGGAUUUAGGUAUUAUUAUCUAUUUUCUUGAUUAUCCUCUCUUCUCUCUUUCAACAUUUUUCUUUGUCGCUUGCGUUCGAUUGUUUUCCUAAUUAUCUCGUUUGUAUUGUUAAACUUCCGUUUUUAAUCUUGCUACCAAUCGCACUUAUACAAUGUGUUUAAUUCUAAGCACUAAUAUGGUUCAACAUCUAAACAAUAUAAACAUCUAAACAAUCUACUUGGCAUUCCUAAUAUUUUUAAAAGUCCAUAUUUUACUUAUUUCGAUGAUAAGUCCGUUCUUUAACGGUAAAAUAUUGCAAAACCUCUAAAUUUUAAAGAACCGCUUGGAUUGACAUGAAAUUUGGCAUACACAUAGCUAACAAGUCAAAUAAAAAAAGUGAUAUUGUGCCGAUAUGUGCUAUUGCCCUGUGGGUGGUUUUCACCCCCUCUUGGGGGUGAAAAAAUAUUCGUCCAAAGAAAGUCAGGAAAUGGAUAAACUGCCUAAUUUUAAGUAACUUUUGUUCUAUAGAGUUUUUUCACUAAGUCAAUACUUUUCGAGUUAUUUGGCAGUGAAUAUGUUCAUUUUUUCAACAAAAUAACCACGCUUUUAGACGGUUUUUCGCAAAUAACUCAAAUAGUAAGUAUUUUGUCGAAAAAACAUUCCCAGCAAAAAUAUAGCCUGUAAAUGAUUUAAAAAAAUGGUGUAUAGAUCACGUCUCUAUACACCUAGUAGAAACAGAGUUAUAGCUAAUGAAAAAUAGGUUCAUAUUCGUCAAAUUCCAAAUGGAAUACUUUAACGUGAAAUAACCAAAAAUUAAGCACAUUUCGGGGAAAACUCAUUACAACUUAUUUAAAGUGUUUAAAAAUAGCUUCAUUUUUGUUUUAUAAAAAAAAUUUCUAGCAUCAAAAUUAAACAAGUUACGCUCAAAAUAAACUUAGUCCCUUUUGGUUUUGGUAAAAAAUCGAGAAAAUCACCCCCUAAUUAGUAUCUUAAAUGAACUUAAUCGUUACGACUUCACAAGUUUCUUGACUCGUGUAUAUAUUGUUUAUAUGAUCUGUAAUUAAGUUUCAUCGGUUCAAAGUCCUUACUAUUGAAAGGGCUGUAGUUAAAAGAGGUUGAACGAGUCACUGAUCACGAAUGUGUGCAAAUUUAGAAACACCAAAUCUUAAUCAAUUUUUGUCUAACAGAAAAACAAAAAAUACAUGAUAUUCAGAAAAGUAAGUCUGAAUUUUUUUGUUUUACGAGAUUUUUGGUAUCUCUAACAAUUAUUAAGUUAUUUUGAAAAAAAUCAUAUUUUUCAAAAUUUAAAUUUUUAAAAAUUUUAUUUUAAAACCAAAUUUUUUCAAUAAUAAGCAUUUUGAAUCGAUGAAACUUACAGAUCAUAUAAACACAACAUAAGUAAAAUAAUUUGUGGAGCGGUAACGAUUAAUUUCAUUUAAGUUGCUAAUUAAGGGUUGGUCUUCCCCAUUUUUUUUUGCAAAAACAAAAGGGACCAACUUUGUUUUAAGCGUAACUUGCUUAAAUUUAAUGCUAGAGACUUUUUGUAAAAACAGAAAUAAAUCUUUUUUUAAACAAUUUAAAAAAGUUAUAAUGGGUUUCCCCCAAAAAGUGCUUAAUUUUUUCGAUAUUUCACGUCGAAAUAUUCUAUUUGAAAUUUGGUGAAUAUGAAUCUAUUUUUCAUUGGCUAUAACUCUAGUUCUACGAGAUCCAGAGACCUAACGCGUACACCAUUUUUUUUACUUUUUUAUAGGCUAUAUUUUUGCUAAGAAGGUUUUUUUCGACAAAAUACUUACUUUUUGAGUUAUUUGCGAAAAACCGUCUAAAAAUGUGGUUAUUUUGUUGAAAAAUGAACAUAUUCACUCGCAAAUAACUCGAAAAGUGUUGACUUGGCAACAAAGCUCUAUGGAACAAAAGUUGCUUAAAAUUAGUUAGUUUACCCAUUUCCGGACUUAUUUUGGACAUAUAUUUUUUCACCCCCAAGAGGGGGUGAAAGUCACCCCCAGGGCAAAAGCACACAUCGCCACAAUAUCACUUUUUUUCUUUGACAUGUAAGCUAUACGCAUGCCAAAUUUCAUGUCAAUCCAAGAGGUUCUUUAAAAUUUAGAGCAAAAACCGUGAAAGAAUGGACUAAUAUUUCAAUAAUUUCUGUAAGUCUAAAUAUAUUUUAAAUUCUCCUUGUGGACGUGGCUCCACUUAUUUUCGCUGCUCCGUGUAGUCUUCUUGUAAAAGUUCAAUAAAACAAUAAAAUGAAGCAAAUACAUAGUAACUUUAGUUGCAGUUUUAAAUGGUAAAAAUUUAAAAAAAUUUAAAACAGAUCAUAGGUUUGUACUAAAGUGCGUGCUAUUGAAACAUUGUUUGAGAAAUAAAUGUUUUAGAAAGAUUAUAAUAGACCUUUAAAUAAACCCUU